AUGUCGGACACAGCCGUUGUUACGCAGCAGGAGCAAGCCUCCGCCGAGCCACAAUAUGUCCACUUCCACUACGAUGGCAAAUGGGGCCACAAGCGUGAGGUGUUGCACGGCGACAAGAUGAAAAACACUUUCUCCAAAAUCCCAAUUGUGGAUGUGAGCGGCAUGUUUAGUGACAAGUUCGAGGACCGCAAGAAUGUCGCCGAGGAGAUCACCAAGGCAUGUGAGGAGGUUGGCUUCUUCUAUAUGAAGGGGCAUGGCGUGGAGCAGGAUCUUUUGGAUGAAACCUUCGCCGUAUCCAAGGAGUAUUUCUCAAUGCCAGUGGAAAACAAGAUGGAGCGGUGGAUCUACACUAACCGAGACCUGAGAGGGUAUGAGCCUGUCCAUGGAGCAAACCUCGAUGCCACCAAGCCGAGGGGAGAUCGUAAAGAGUCGUUUCUAUGGGGCUAUGAUCCUGAGUACGAUGUCGUGAAACCGACACUUACGGACGAACAGAAAGCCUUGUUAAACACCAAUUGCUGGCCCGAGGACUGGCCGGAAUUCAAGCAACAGAUGAUGAAAUACCACACGAGAUUUCUGAUUCUCGCUCGUCAGCUGGCCCGCUGCUUCGCGCUGGGCCUGGGUUGCGAGGAAACAGCGCUCGACCACCUGUUGACAGCACCAAACACAUCCCAGAAGAUCUUGCACUAUCCGCCGCAAGAUCCAACCGUCAAGGAUGACACUGGCAUUGGUGCUCACACUGACUUUUGUCUCUUCACAAUCCUCAACCAGGAUACCAGUGGCGGUCUGGAGGUUCUGAACGCAAAUGCUCACUGGGUCCCUGCAACACCGAUCCAAGGCACCUUUGUGGUUAAUGUGGGAGAUUUCCUGAUGCGUCUCAGCAACAAUCGCCUGGUCUCGACAGUGCAUCGCGUGAUAAAUGAGACUGGAGCGGCUCGCUACUCCAUUCCCUUUUUCAUCAGCCCCAACGCUGACGCGGUCCUCGAAUGCCUUCCGACUUGCGUUUCCAUCGAGAGACCUAUACAAUAUGAGCCACUUGCUCUUGGACCGUACCACCAACAUCGUUACCAGUUGCUGCGUGACCAGUUCAAGGCGAGACAGCUUGCAAAGUAG
Molecule: messenger RNA, 1110 nt
Organism: Cladophialophora immunda
Lineage: Eukaryota; Fungi; Ascomycota; Eurotiomycetes; Chaetothyriales; Herpotrichiellaceae
Exons: 5
Coding region: 1-1110 (369 amino acids)
Molecular function (GO): dioxygenase activity
Source: RefSeq, a predicted model, not a curated record